GGAUCCUGCGCAUGCGCACCGCUGGCAGCCCCGGCGGGGUCCUCUGACGGGGGCGGCCAUGUUGGGCCGGGGGGCGGCGGGGGGCUGUGGCCUCCUGGUGCGGGCGGCGAGCCGGGCCCUGAGCCUCAGCCACAGCCGGGGGACGGUGGUGGUGGAGCGAUGGUGGCAGGUCCCGCUCAGCAAAGAGGGGAAGCAGCCCCGCCUGCACCCCCGGAGGCACCGUGUCUACAGGCUGCUGGAGGACACCAAGCACCUGCCCAAGGGGGAUCUGGAGCUGAUCCUCACCCAGUCGGUGGAGGAUUUGGGGAGCCGGGGAGAUGUGGUCAGAGUGAAGAAAAGCGUGGGUCGUAACAAGCUCCUGCCCCAGGGGCUGGCUGUCUACGCGUCGCCGGAGAACAAAAAGAUGUUUGAGGAGGAGAAGAAGCUGCGCCAAGAGGGGAAGCUGGAGGCGCUCCAAACCCAGAGCGGGGAGAAGACCAUCAGGUUCCUCAAGAGCUGCCGCCUCGAGGUGGGCAUGAAAAACAACGUCAAGUGGGAGCUGAACAACGAAAUCGUCGCUCGCCACUUCCUCAAGAACCUGCGGGUUUUCGUGCCCCCCCACGCGCUGAAGCUGCCGGAGGAGCCCAUCACCAGGUGGGGCGAGUACUGGUGCGACGUGACGGUGAACGGGCUGGAGACCGUCCGGGUGCCCAUGGACGUGGUGAAGUUCCUGCGGCCCAAGACCAAGCGCUACAAGCACUGGCUGGCCCAGCAGCAGGCCCAGCUGGCGGCGCAGAGGGAAGCGCUUCUCUGAGCCUGGGGGGGCCCCGCCAGCCCCCCCAAACCCCCGACACCACCCCCGGGACCCCUGACUUUCCCCCCAGGGUGCCCACCCUCCCCCAUAGACUCCUGAUGCCCCCCCCGGGACCCCCAGCCUCCCUCUAGGGUCUUGGUGUGUCCCCAGUGCAGGUUUGGCACUGGGGGAAUGGGGGGGGGGGUCGUCACUGGAAUGGAUUUGGGGGGGUUCCUGCAUCCCACCCCCCCUCCCUGCCAGCAAAUAAAGGGCUUGGGGCA
Messenger RNA from Phalacrocorax carbo (great cormorant), 1053 nucleotides. The record is from RefSeq and is a predicted model, not a curated record. NCBI's taxonomy places the organism in Eukaryota, Metazoa, Chordata, Aves, Suliformes, Phalacrocoracidae.